AGUGAAGGAUGCGAGUCCACGCUGUGUUGUUUGAAAAUCAUGUUUGAGGAGCUAAGAGGAUGCUGAUCGUGUGUCCAGAUGUUUGAAAUCAGCUUUAUUUGAUGGAGCGACUGGGCAGAAGCGAAGCUCACGUGUUCGGGCAGAUUUAUAGACUUCAUUAAGACACUGCCUUGCUGUGGUGAUGUUCCCGACUCCUCUGUAUGCUCCGGCCGGUCGCGGCCGCUUUUCGGAGGUGUAUGAACCGGCCGAGGACUCGUUUCUCCUGAUGGACGCUCUGGAGAAAGACGCAGAUCGGCUGAAGGACAGCAGGCCAUGUGUGUGUCUGGAGGUUGGCAGCGGCUCCGGUGUGAUCUCAGCCUUCCUCGCGUCUUUACUCGGCGCUCAGGCCUUAUAUAUCUGUACAGAUGUGAAUGCGGAUGCGGCUCAGUGUUCAAUGCAGACGUCUAUCCUCAAUAACCUGCAUGUGCAGCCUGUCGUCACUGACCUGGUCGAGUGUCUUCUGCCCAGGUUGAAUGGAAAAGUGGAUGUGCUUGUUUUCAAUCCGCCGUAUGUGGUCACGCCGUCAGAAGAGGUGGGCAGUCAUGGUGUGGAGGCGUCGUGGGCCGGUGGUCUCCACGGUCGAGAAGUGAUGAACCGCUUUUUCCCCAUGAUUCCUGAUCUGAUGUCUGAGCAUGGGCUGUUUUACCUGGUCACCGUGUCUGAUAAUGAUCCCGAGGGGAUUGUGGAUCUGCUGGCUCGCUCUGGUCUGGAUGGACACGUGUGUUUGACUCGUCAGGCCGGACGAGAGACGCUCACCAUCCUCAGAUUCAGUAAAACAGCGGAAAAAACACAGAUUCAUUAAAAACGAAGACUUUUCUGUCUCUUAAGUCUGCAGAUUAUGAAAACACAUGAUUCCUGGACACUCCUCAGACUGUGAUAAACAUCGUCUUCUGUGUGUUUUCUCAUGAACACUCUUGACUGUGUUUUUGAGCCAUCUAUUGACUCACUGAACUCAGUUACCCAGAAUCCCACUCUCAUCCCUCAAACGAGCUGUUUUUGAAAGGGCAGUACUGCAAUGUCGACUUUCAUCAUUUCAGACUCCUUUUUUCCCCCAAGAAUUCUACAGAAUAUCUUGUUUGUUUGUUUUUUUUUACAACAAGAAAUAAAAUCAUCAAAGUUUA
Molecule: messenger RNA, 1160 nt
Organism: Danio rerio (zebrafish)
Lineage: Eukaryota; Metazoa; Chordata; Actinopteri; Cypriniformes; Danionidae
Gene: hemk2
Product: HemK methyltransferase 2, ETF1 glutamine and histone H4 lysine
Cellular component (GO): nucleus
Molecular function (GO): nucleic acid binding; methyltransferase activity; protein-glutamine N-methyltransferase activity
Source: RefSeq, marked provisional